This is a messenger RNA of Saccostrea echinata, 2530 nucleotides long. RefSeq names its product 6-phosphofructo-2-kinase/fructose-2,6-bisphosphatase 4-like. The record is from RefSeq and is a predicted model, not a curated record. Gene Ontology annotation, cellular component: cytosol. Lineage: Eukaryota; Metazoa; Mollusca; Bivalvia; Ostreida; Ostreidae. Gene Ontology annotation, biological process: fructose 2,6-bisphosphate metabolic process; fructose metabolic process. The transcript is spliced from 14 exons. Bases 222 to 1574 code for a protein of 450 amino acids. Gene Ontology annotation, molecular function: fructose-2,6-bisphosphate 2-phosphatase activity; ATP binding; 6-phosphofructo-2-kinase activity.
GACCUGUCAUAUAAAGGUGUAACCCUUUGGGAGAUGCAUCAUCUUCAUUUAACAAUUUAUCAUUGAUGGUUGACCUGAAUUAGUUUUGGGACUCUAACAUUUUCCGGGAUACACCACAUUUCUUUGGUGGCCCCAGCUGUACUUGAUUGUAACUCGGAUUUAUUUGGAAGUUCCCUGUCCAGUAUUUUAGAGAGGAGCAGUUCUUACAGCCAGGAAUCAAGAUGCCUUCAUUUAUUACACCUGUACCACCAGCAUCAUGUCCCAAUGUGAUUCAGAAGCCAACUGUAAUAUCAAUGGUGGGAUUACCAGCCCGCGGCAAGACGUACAUGUCAAAGAAAUUGACGAGAUAUCUCAACUGGAUAGGAAUUAAAACAAAAGCUUUUAACGUCGGAGAAUAUAGACGGGCAGCCACUGACAAGUAUCGAAAUCAUGAUUUUUUCCGACAAGAUAACACAGAAGCCCAGGCUAUUAGACAGAAAUGUGCCUUGAUGGCAAUUGAUGAUGCCUGCAAUUUUCUACAAAAUGGAGGUGAAGUUGCUGUGCUUGAUGCCACCAACACGACAGGAGAGAGAAGAAAGCUACUGUUUGACAUCAUUCAGGUCAAGAACAAAUUCAAGUUGUUCUUUGUUGAGUCUAUCUGUGAUGACCCUUCCAUUAUUGAGGCCAAUAUUCUGGAAGUGAAGGUGUGCAGCCCAGACUAUAUAGGGAUGAAUAAAGAUGAGGCAGUGGAGGACUUCAUGAGGAGAAUUGAACAUUACAACAACAUGUACGAAUCACUGGACCACAACAAAGACAAAGAUCUGUCUUAUAUACAGAUAUUUAACCAAGGAGAGAGGUUUCUCGUCCACAAACUAGCAGGUCAUCUACAAAGUCGCGUUGUAUAUUACCUUAUGAAUAUUCAUGUGUUGCCAAGAACUAUAUAUUUAACAAGGCAUGGAGAAUCUCAGAUGAACCUAGAAGGGAGGAUUGGGGGAGACAGUGACUUGUCGCCAAGGGGUGAGGAGUAUGCCACUGCCUUAGCUCGAUACUUAGAAAAUGAAAAGAUUGCUAAUCUGAAAGUGUGGACAAGUGAACUUAAGCGAACAAAAGCCACAGCCAGACAUGUAGAUGCCCCAGUAGAACACUGGAAGGCUCUCAAUGAAAUUGAUGCUGGUAUAUGUGAGGGGAUGACAUAUGAGGAGAUUCAGGAAAAACACCCCAUAGAAUUUGCAAUGAGGGACCAGGAUAAAUUUCAUUACAGAUACCCAGGAGGGGAGUCAUACCAGGACUUGGUUGCUAGACUGGAACCAGUCAUAAUGGAAUUAGAGAGACAGGAGAACGUGUUGGUGGUCUGUCAUCAAGCCGUGGCCCGUUGUCUGCUUGCUUACUUCCAGGACAAAUCCUCAGGGGACCUAGCAUAUCUGAAAGUUCCACUGCACACAGUCAUCAAACUCACACCAGUAGCAUAUGGCUGUAGGGUCGAGUUUGUCAGCCUGAACAUAGAGGCUGUGAACACGCACCGAGAAAAACCAAAGAAUGUUGAAGCACACAGAAGCAACACAGAGGCCCUAGAGACUGUGCCAGACCAUAUAUGAUGUCAUGGAGAUACUAAGGAUUGCUAUAGUAGCACUGAAGGCAGCUGUUACCAUAGACACAAGAAAUGCAUGAACACCAACACCAAGGAUGAGGUUUUCAUCCUAUAAGUUGCUGAUAACUUUGUCUUGCUAUGGAACAUUGAAGAAAAAAUAUAUACAUGUAAUAUAUUAAAUGACACAUAUUUCAGCAAGGAAAAGCUUAAGGGAUGUUUCAUGCUCCUGAUUGUAUAUGUAUGCACUGCAGUUCAUGGGAAGCAAGAUUGCAAGGCACAUUCAGCAAGGGUGUUGGACUGUUCUGAAAUUAAUCACUUCACUGUGACACUGUUGCAUAAUCAAGUUAUUUAUGAUAAUUAUGUGUAAUUUUUAUUGUGUGUUAGUGGGGAGAGAGAGAGAGAGAGAUUAUGAAAUGAAUUAUCAAUAAUUUGUUUUCAGGGAUGUUUAUUUUUAAAAUCUUUAAAUUUAAUUAUGCAUAAUCUCUGUGAUAUCAAUUUUGAAUAGCACUUUUGACAUUGUUUCUUACAGUGUAAUGUUUUAUUUUUUUAGAGGAUGUUUCAGUUACUGACAUGUUCAUUGAAAAUGGCAUGUAAUUUUUUCCUACAAUUUAGACAUAUAUAUGUAUUAAUAGGACAAUAUUUUUUUAGUUUUUAAUUAAUGUUUAUGCCAUACAAGUUUAAAGAUCAAGUGACAUUUAAUGUUUGAUCCAUCUUUGCUUGCCAGCCUGUAACUUUCUUUUAAUCAACAUGUAAAGCUUUAAUGAUAACAUUUUACUGUGAAACAGAUACUUUAAAUCUGUUUAAGUUAAACACCCAAGAAAAACAUGAUGGAGUAGAUAUCUUUUUAACAGGCUUUGUACGUCUUUCAUAUGAAAUAAUAGAAAUGUUUAAUAUAAUAUGAGAUUGCAUUCAUGGGGUAUUUGAAUAGAUAAGGUACUGAAAUAAUGAAUAUUGCUAUACGUG